AUGAAUGGAAUAGAUGGCCGAUGCAUGCAGCAGCGCAUGCAACAUGAGUUACUACAUAUGGAUAGGAGCUCCUCGGGAGCUAUAAGGGACUCGAGAUUUGCUUAUAGUGGAGGUAUAUGCUCUCAGACAUCGACUGAGAGCAUUUCUGCUGCUCCGCUUCAGCUUCUGCAGAGACAACAGAGCAGUGGCAGCUGCACCAGCAGCACCGGCGACAGCACCUGUUGCUGCUCUGCAGCUGCGGAGGCUCCUAGCCGCAGUGGGUCGUUGCUACUGCAGGUCGACCAGGCAAACAACAUUUCCUCUAAAGGAUUCAAAGAAAUUGCUUCCGCCAUCGGCAGUUUAAGGCACCUGCAGCAUCUCCGCCUUGACUGGAACCCCAUAGGCUCGGACGGUGACAGCAGCAAUACUUCUGCUGUGCAGCUACUCUGCGACAGCAUAUAUGGGCUGAAGGCAUUGGAAUCUUUGUCUUUAGUGCACUGCCAGUUGGGGCAUCGGGCUGCAGAUGCCAUCAGCGGACUCAUAUUGCAAAACAGCAAGAGCCUCAGAGAGAUACACCUAAGAAACAACGCAAUGGGGGAAGAAGGUUGUGCACAACUAGCAGCAGCAAUGAAGAUGAAUAGAUGUCUUACUACUCUCGAUCUUACGGGCAACGGGGCGCGGCCUUCGACGCUGUGCGAAGUAUCCAAGUGCUGCGCUGAUAACAGCAAGUUGCUGCACUUGCUGCCGCUGCAGCAGCAGGAGAUCACCGGUUUGCACCAUAGCAACAAGCAGCAACACCAAAAGCAGCAGCAACAAGCCGAUGAUUAUGUCGCUAGAAUUGAGGCGGAGCUGAAGAGUACAGAGCAGGGAAGCCUUGAGGAGAGGUAUAAAGAGCUCUAUGAAUCCCGUCUCCUGGCGCAGCAGCAGAAGCUGCAGCUGCAACAGCAGCAGCAACAGCUAGAGCAGCAGCAACAACAGCAAGCUUUGCUGCAAAGACAAAUCCACGACAGGCAGGACACUAACGAGAAACUCCUAAGCGAUCUUCAGUGCUGCGCUAACUUCUGUUCUUCAAUUCGACUGCAGCAGCGGGAGCUACAGCUGCAGCAGAAGGAGUUGCUGCUGCAGCAACAACAGCAGGACACCGCACGGCUUCAGGCGGAACUCGAGCAGCAGCAAAACGCGGCGGACCGGCGGCAGCAAAUGCUGCAGCAGGAAGUUGACAGACUGCAGCAGCAGCAGCGGCAGCUUCAGAAGCAGUUGCUAGAGGAGAAAGACAAGCACAUGAAGCAGCAGGAUGGAACUCUGCAGCAGCAUCAACAGCUGCAGCAGCAGCAGCACCAGCAGCAACAGCGCAUCCUCGAGCUGCAGCAAGAGCUGCAGCAAGAAGCACAGCGCCGCCUCCAGGGAGAAAAGGAAGCCUUAGAAGAGAAGCAAAACAUUACAGCGAACCUGACAAAGACUCAACAACAAGUGGGGGAACUGAAGCAACGGCUGGAAGAGAGGCGGGAGACGGAAGAGUUGCAGCUCCAGCAGCAACAGCAGCUGGAGCAGCGGAUAGCUGAGCUGCAGCAGGAAGCAGCAGCAGCAGCAACGGCAGCAGAACAGAUGCAAACCAAGAUACGUCAGCUAGCAACAAAAGCCGCAGCAGCAGAAGCAGAGCAGCAGCGACAGCGCGAUCUCCUUAACGCUCGGCAGAAGGCGCUGGAGCAGCUGCAGCAGCAGGUAAAGGAUGAACAGCAGAACCACCUGAAGGCGCAGGAGCUGCUGAAGUCAACAGCUGCACAAGCAGCAGCCAAGGCAGAUGAGCAGCUGCAGCAAGCGCAACAACAGCUGCAGCAGAGGGAGCAACAGCAACAGCAGCAGCAGCAGCAGCUCCAGUUUGCACAGGCCGAAGCAGCGAAGCACGAAGGGAAUCUUAAGGCUUUAAGGGAGGCCCACGCACAGCUAAAGGAUGAGCUGAGAAAGUCACAGAGCGAGUGUCAGCGAGCUCAAGAGGAAGGGCGCUUGGCAGCAGCACGGCAGCAGCGACAGCAGCGGGAGUGGCAAAGCCAAAGAGAAGAUCUUUGCAUGCGUUUGUAUAGCAGCAUAGAGCUGCUGCAGGGAGUAUUAACUGCUGCGAAGCAGCAGGAGAUGGAGAUGCAGGCCAUUUAA
Messenger RNA from Eimeria maxima, 2130 nucleotides. Its product is annotated as myosin heavy chain, putative. The record is from RefSeq and is a predicted model, not a curated record. Gene Ontology annotation, cellular component: plasma membrane; lamellipodium. Gene Ontology annotation, biological process: cell migration; regulation of Arp2/3 complex-mediated actin nucleation. NCBI's taxonomy places the organism in Eukaryota, Apicomplexa, Conoidasida, Eucoccidiorida, Eimeriidae. Gene Ontology annotation, molecular function: protein binding. The transcript has 10 exons. Bases 1 to 2130 code for a protein of 709 amino acids.